AUGGAUGUUCUCCAAGAAGAUGACUUUGAAUCUCAUCGCAAAAAGGGUCCAACUCGCGAGCAUGUUUUAGUGCCAUCAGCUGAGGUCACAAAUGCGAAUAUCUCCAAGUUUCCCUGGUUAGCAUCCUGCUAUUACCGAGCAGUGGUCCAGUCUCCCUCUUCCUCAGAGUGGCAUCUCACAGGAAUUGAUACAGUUCUACAAAGCAGUGCCUUGCAUCUUAUUGCUCCCAGAAAUAAAAAUACUGCACGACUUUGUAGUAGAAAGCGGGUAGCGCAGUACGAUAAUGCGCUAUUUACGGAAUUUGACGAAGCGAAUAUCCACGAAGCACCACCAUCAAGACGCUACAGAGACAGAAAUAUUGGAUACAUGUUUCAUGUUCACUGUUGGGAAGUCUUGGGCCAUCUUCUCGGGCAUGAAGUGAUCGAGAAGAAUCUUGUUAAAGUUAUUUCCGCCGUGAGACAAUAUUGGUACUGGCGUACCCCGCGGUACAUGGAGCUUUCCAUGGAUGAAAGGCUUGGUGUCAUGGACAUGGAUACCUCUUUCCGUGCGAAUGAGUGGGAUAAGGUUGCCUACGCCAAGUACCCAGAGUACGCCCACGGCUGCGAUAUCCACCGUAGCCCUUGGGUGGUGCCUGAAGUUCAGAAUAUAAUUAAGCUAGCUCGAGCGCAAAGGAGAGAUCGGAAGAGCCCUGACCUCAAUAAGCUGCCACUCGAAAUUUGUCUCCUCGUGUUGGAUAUUAUUUGCCCUCUUGAUUUCACUCAACGUGAUGUGCAGAGUACAAGCAACAUGUUAUCGGUGUUUGUAUUGAAUGUACCAGAAUUCUUUUGGCGAAGCCGAUUACAAGCCAAUCACGAUUUGUUCUUUGAGGUGGACUGUGUCAGAGAUCAUGAUUCUUUGGACUGGCAAUGCUUAUGGCUAGGGUUGAUGGAUCUUCUUGCCGAUCAUACUUGGUUCAUAUCCAGCGGCUAA
This is a messenger RNA of Penicillium odoratum, 969 nucleotides long. RefSeq lists its product as uncharacterized. The transcript has 2 exons. The coding region runs from base 1 to 969 and encodes 322 amino acids. The record is from RefSeq and is a predicted model, not a curated record. NCBI's taxonomy places the organism in Eukaryota, Fungi, Ascomycota, Eurotiomycetes, Eurotiales, Aspergillaceae.